AUGGCUUACUCCAAAAGUCUCACAUCCAUUUUCACCAUCAUCGUUCUCAACCUAAUCUUAUCAUUUGCUAGCGCAAAAUCUUCUACAUUCUAUCAAAACCUAUCCCCGAAGUCUUUGGGGCUGAAGAAGGAGAAGCUCAGCCACCUUCACUUCUUCUUCCACGACAUUGUCAGCGGCCCAAACCCCACCGCCGUCAGAGUGGCGGAGUCCCCUUCCACCAACUCUUCCUCCACGCUUUUCGGAUUCAUAGCAAUGAUCGACGACCCAUUGACUGUGGGCCCCGAACCCGAAUCCAAAGUCGUGGGAAAGGCUCAAGGAGUAUACGGGUCUGCAUCCCAACACGAACUGGGUCUAUUGAUGGUAAUGAACUUGAUGUUCACGGAAGGUAAAUACAAUGGCAGCACACUGAGCUUGUUGGGGCGGAAUGCGGUGUUCUCUACCAUAAGGGAAAUGCCAAUAAUCGGAGGAAGUAGGGCUUUUCGGUUUGCACGUGGUUAUGCUCAGGCAAAGACUUACACGUUUGAUUUAAAGACAGGAAAUGCUGUUGUGGAGUACAACGUUUACGUUUUGCAUUAUUAA
Molecule: messenger RNA, 579 nt
Organism: Vigna angularis (adzuki bean)
Lineage: Eukaryota; Viridiplantae; Streptophyta; Magnoliopsida; Fabales; Fabaceae
Product: pterocarpan synthase 1
Exons: 1
Coding region: 1-579 (192 amino acids)
Source: RefSeq, a predicted model, not a curated record